Molecule: messenger RNA, 3282 nt
Organism: Symbiodinium natans
Lineage: Eukaryota; Dinophyceae; Suessiales; Symbiodiniaceae
Source: the annotation of a GenBank genome assembly
AUGGCGAAGCAGGCUAGGACCCGCAUCUACGGCAAUGACACGAUUGAUAGCAUGCCGGAGUUGGUGCAGGAAUGGUACCAUGCCGUUGGCACACCCAUGGGAGUCGGCAACAUGGCCUGGGCCAAGGAAUGCGUGAAGAAGGGCGUUGACGUGAACGCGCGCCUGGAUGCCUACGGCGGCACAGCUCUUUUUUUAGCAAUCGAGCAGGGCAGCUGGGACAUGAUGAAAUGGCUUGUCGAGGAGGCAAAGGUCGACCUCGAGAUUCUCGACUACGGAGGCUACAACGCGCUCGACUACGCGGCAGCAUGCCAUUGGCACCACCCCGAUCGGCCGCCGAUGCUGCCUGGGGGAAAGCCGGCACCCACGGACAUCGCCAGCUACCUGAAAAGCCAAGGCAUGCAGUACACCUGGUUUGGUGCGGCUCUUGCCGAGGACAUUGAUAGGCUGUGGGAGUUCCUCGAGAAUGGCCAAGAUGUCAACGAGCGAGGAGGGCAUUUCAACAAGAGCGCUUUAGAAGAAGCUGCGGACAACGGCGGCUACUGGACGGCCAAGUUCUUGAUGGUGAAGGGCGGGCAGGCCUUUGAGUUUGUGACGUGCGUGGAAGCUCGAAGGCCACUGCACAGCCAACAUCCAGGGCAAGCUCGCCAAGUGAGUGGGUCUGGGGUUGCCGCCCUGGGCCCCCACGAGCACUUUGCGCCCUCCGUGGCCGUGUUCUGGCAGAGGUUCGCUGCAGGGAGCCCUGGCGAAGAAGCCGAUUCCCUGCUGAGCGCGCAGCUCUUGGAGCUGUCCCUGGAGAUCCUCCGCCUGCGAGGCUGUGAGGCCGAGGCCAACUCCAUUGCGGCGGACCUUGCGCGGGGCCCAGACCUUCAGCUGCAGAGUGUGGCAGCUGUGGCUCGGAAGGAGCUCGUGCCAACGCCGCCGCAACCGCCAACCACGACAAUGAUGCAGGUCUCAGAUCUGGACCGCACGGGCUCUUCCCUGCGCGCGCUGUCGGCAGACCGGAUCAAGGCGCUCUCGCGAGAUUCCUCCCCGACACUCCCUUCGCGGCUGGUGCAGGCAGCACCAUCUGGCCCUCUGGUACAGGCCCAGUGGCCGCAGGGUGCCUUCACUGUGAUUCCUCGGCCGCUGUCGCCGAGGGUCGAGGGCCCCCGGCUACCUGCACCUCCUGUGUUUUCGUCCUCGCCCAUCAAGAUUGUGCAGGGGCCGGGGCUGCCGAUGUCGCCGCCCUCGCCCCGUCGAGCAGUCCAGGGCCCACGCCUCCCAGCGUCGCCACAGUCGGCAGCUCGAGCCGUGCAGAACCCGCGACUGCCGGCCGCGCCACCCUCGCCCAAGCAACCAGUGCAGGCUCCGCAGCCUCCCUCGCCCAUACCGGCCGUCCUUUGCAGCGCCUCUCCGAUGAUGAAGGAGCUCCAGCCAUCAUCUUCGUUCACGUUGCAGAGUCAGGGCGGCUCUGACCAGGAUCGAUCCGCGGGUGGCUCGCAGUCAGGGAGCAGGCCGCAGACGCCCAAAGUUUCUUGGCGGCUGACGGCCGAACAGGAGGCAAAGGAAUUCCAGGGGUCCUUGGCCUUGCAGACCAAAGUGGAGGCCCUCCUGAAGGAGCUCGACGUGGAGAGAGCCGCACGGAUGGCCCUCACCUCUCGGGUAGAGGAGUCGGAGGCCAAAUUGGCAGCAGCUGUCGAAAGCCUAAGUGCUCAGCUGCCGCAGCUCGAGACGAAGAUCCAGGAGGUGGCAUCGGCGGCGCCGGUCACCGAGACUCCGGCAUGGGAGACGCUGCAGGCAGCGGUCCGCGCGGCCGACUCCCGACUUGGGGAGCUGGAGGCCUCCACCAAAGCGGAGGGGCUCAGAGCCUCGCAGCUGCUGGAGCGUGUGGAGCGUGCAGAGGACGCCGCGGACCAGCUCCGCCGGCGAGCAGAGGCCCUUGAGGCAUCUGGCCCCGCGAUCGAAGGCCUCCGGGAAAGGCUCGAGAGCGACAGUACUGAGCUUCGACGAACGUUGGCGGCCACAGCCGCAGAGGCGGCGCGGUCGGUUGAACAGCUGCGGCAGGAGUUCCGCGGGGACAUCGAUCGCCUACUCCGAGAGGCCAACACGCAGCAGGAUGCCGGGCGCGAGCACAUCGCCUCAGUCAAAACGGAGCUCGAGACGACCUACAAGGAGCUUGCGGAUCGGGCGGCCGCAGCGCAGGUCGGCUUGGAGACGGCGCGGCGAGAGAUUGCCGCCACUUCGGACGACGGGCGAAAGCAUCAGGAUCAGAUGGCAGCACUAGCCGAAUCCUAUGCGGAGGUGAAGCAGGCAUUGGUCGAGCUCGAUGCCAGAUGCAGCUCCCGCCUUGACUCUUUCCAAGGCUCCUUGAAGACCACCAUCUUCAGGGACGUGGAGGAGGUGAAGCCGUGGUUGCCGGAAGUAGCCGAGCUCAAGAGGGCUCUGCAGCUUCAGAUGCAGGACGUCCAGGCCGAGCUCGCCAAAGGCCUCACCGGAUGCCAGAACCGGCUUGGCUCCACCCGUCUGGACCUGCAGGACAAGCUGCAGUUUGUUGAAGACAGGGCGGGGCAGGCCGAGUACAAGGCGACCGAAGCUACAGAGGCCCUCGCGAGACUUGAGCCAGCAAUGAAGCAACUGCAAGAAGCCGCGAAGGAGGUUGCGCAGCUUCGCAACUUCUCCAUGGAGCAGACCAGCAAGAUGCAAAACGCAACGGCUGGCGAGAUGAUGAACCUGGAGACGAAGGUGCAACGUGAGAUGACAAGCGCUCGCGAGCAUUGCAGUCGCCAGGUGCAGCAGGUGGAACUUGCCGCCUUGAAGCUCCGCGAGCAAGUGGCGGAUGCCGUAGAGAGGGUCAAGGUGGUGGCGGACGGUAUACAGGACGACCUUGUCCAGGAGAGACAACGCAGGGCAGACGAGGCCUCUUCGGCGGUCAGCACUGCCGAAGCUUCUGGGCGGAAGCAGCUCGAGGAUCUGAGGGAGCACUUUGUGCAGGAGCUUAUGGCCUGCGAGGGCCGCAUGCUCAGCCAAGAGUCCUCCGUUCGCCAGUUUGCGGCUGAGCAAGCUGGUCAACUCUGGGUUUCCGUGCAAGACUUGCAGGAAACCACCAAGAAGCUCGAGAAGCGGACAACCGAGCUCUCGGAAAAGGCGUCGACGGCAGAUUCUUCUCAGCCAAAGGGUGCUGGGCCAGAGCUCAGCGUUGAGGAGAUCCAGCAGUUCAAGACGCAGCGGGUGAGCAGCAAGACCUCCGUGGGGUCUGCGGGCCCAUUCGCAGCGACGUUCCCUGACACCAAGGGGGAUAAGUAG